Messenger RNA from Colletotrichum gloeosporioides, 1677 nucleotides. Its product is annotated as Cytochrome P450 monooxygenase aflN. NCBI's taxonomy places the organism in Eukaryota, Fungi, Ascomycota, Sordariomycetes, Glomerellales, Glomerellaceae. Gene Ontology annotation, molecular function: iron ion binding; heme binding; monooxygenase activity. The record is from RefSeq and is a predicted model, not a curated record. The coding region runs from base 1 to 1677 and encodes 558 amino acids. The transcript has 3 exons.
AUGGCAAUAAUCAACCUGUCCGUGGGCGGGAGUCCCGCGGAGAUUGGGCUUCGCGCCCUUCUGCUGCUCGUAGCUUUCAGUGUCGGCUACACUUUGGUGCAACUCGUGCAAGUACGGCUCCUAUUCUGGAGACUGAAGAGACAGGCCAAUGAUGCCCUAUUCCCUACUCUUCGGACAUAUACCCGUCAUCACAAAAAUCACAUCCGGCCUGCCCAGGACAUCCACACAAACUACUUCUCCCAGCUCAUCUACCAGAACUGGCAGGCCCUCUUCCCCGGCCGCAGAACCUGCCCGCCCAUCAUCUACGUCGACCUCUGGCCCAUGGGCCCGCCCAUGUGCUUCACCAUCGAGCCGGAGGUCGCUUGGCAGACCGGCAGCGCAGAUCUCCCGCGGGCGCACAAGGAGUUUGUCAAGCCGCUGACGGAGAAUCUGGAUAUUGCGAGCCUGGAGGGCGCCGAGUGGAAGGUCUGGCGCGCGCGAUUCAACCCGGCCUUCAGCCCGAAGAACAUCGUCUCGCUCGUCCCGGGGAUCAUCAAGGAUGUCGAGACGUUUGCGGGCAUCUUUCGGAAAAAUGCUGGAAAGGACGGGAAAUGGGGCGAGGUGUUUACGCUGGAGGACCUGGCGACGAAUUUGACGAUGGACGUGAUCGGGCGCGCGGCGCUGGGGAUCGAGCUUCACGAGCAGACUGAUGGCCCGAGCAAGUUGAAGGUCGCACUGAUGGACCAAAUUGCGCAGUGCCGCCUGCGGUUCAGCAUUAUCGACAAGAUCUGGAGCGUUGACCCCGUCCGUCAGUGGAGGAUUGCCAGGAACAAGGUUGCGCUGCGUGACGAGCUUUACCAACCCAUCAUGAGAUGUCUCGAGCGCAAGGGCGACGGAGAAUCAAAGACACUGGUGGAUCAGGCGAUGAAGCCUCUCAAGGGCUUGAUUGCCGAGAAGGCGCUCCCGCCUGAUGAGGGCUUCAUCGAAAGUGUCAUGGCACAGCUUAAGAUCUUCAUGUUUGCAGGCCAUGAUACGACGGCGACAGUGAUCUGCUGGACGAUACACGUCUUGGCUAAGCACCCAGCGAUCCUCGACAAGGUGCGAGCUGAGCAUGACGAAGUUUUUGGUCAGGAUCCUUCAAAGUUGAAGGAAAGACUAAUGGAAUCGCCGCAUCUCCUGAACUCGCUGCCGUACACGGCUGGCGUGAUCAAGGAGACGAUGAGGCUGUAUCCCGUCAUCCCGCCCCUUAGAAAAGGCAGCCCUGAUUACCAGAUCAAGGACAAGGAAACCGGCAUGGCGCUGCCGACUGAGCACUUUGACCUCUGGGACGGCAUUCGCUCGACGUCUCGCGAGGAAAAGGUGUGGCCUCGUGCCGAGGAGGUCAUCCCGGAGCGCUGGUUGACCACGAACCCGGACGAUCCGCUGUACCCCACGAAAGGCGCCUGGCGGGGGUUCGGAAACGGUCCUCGUGUCUGUAUUGGGCUGGAGCUCGCCAAUACGGAGGUCAGAAUGGCUGUCGCGUUCUUGGCGAGGGAGUUUGACAUUGACUGUGCUUGGGACGAGUGGGAUGCCGCGAGGAACUACACUGGCCCCAAGCAGGUGAUGGAAGGUCAUCGGUGCUAUCAGAACGGCACUGGUACGGCAAAGGCUAAGGAAGGUAUGCCGAUCCAUGUGCGACUGCGAAACGCGGGGAGGUGA